Molecule: messenger RNA, 366 nt
Organism: Penicillium expansum
Lineage: Eukaryota; Fungi; Ascomycota; Eurotiomycetes; Eurotiales; Aspergillaceae
Exons: 1
Coding region: 1-366 (121 amino acids)
Source: RefSeq, a predicted model, not a curated record
AUGUAUGAUCGAGAACUCCAAUUUUCGACCAUUGCGUAUAUUGUGAAGGAUAAUGAGCAAGACAUAUUAAAACUACUAAGUAAAAAGCUACAUAGCUGGUAUAUACAGAGCUGUAUAGCUGUCCCCCGCCCAAUCAUUGAAAGGGGUGAAAAUGUCCCCGUUUUUAACGGGGAUAAAUCCGUUAUGGUUGAAACCGAACCCUCUGUGGUGACCGGCAGCAUUUUGAUAUCCUUGGCCGAAGGAGAGGUCAACUGCAAGGGCUCUGCCUUUUGCGAAAGAAUCGGUUCUAGCUGUGACGAUGCUUAUCGCAAGGGUAUUCACAGCAACACCUACAGCACUUACCUCGAGUAUGUGACGGGCUGCUAA